GAGUCAUUAGGCACCAGACCCUGAACGCCUAGAGAGAGGGAUGGUUGGUCUCCUCAUGCCAAUGAGGUUUAGACCAUGUUGAGCCCUACUUUUCUUUAUGGCUCCAUCUUCAUUAUUGUCUUGCUCAUCUGGCAAGUGAAAAGGAGUUAUGAUGGAGUAAGGCUGGAACCUAAAAGGAGCUGCUGCCGGCGUCAUCGAAAAGUCAGACAAAGGGCUAGAGAUGCAGCAUCAAGAGCUAGGAGACGUUCCCAGAAAGAAGCUGAGAGGCCGUGGGAGCUGCUCUCUGUCAUGAAAAGCCAGAGCUGGCUUCCUCGGGAGGGGAGUGUACGGAGGCUCCUGUGUGCAGAUUCCUGCUGCCAAAUCUGCAAUGCCAUGGCUCUGGAGAUUCAGCAGUUGUUGGUGGGUGAGAACACCCUGAUCUCUUCCACUUCACCGAGGCCAUCACAGGGCUCCUCCUGCCUAGAGGUCUUGUCCAUGUCUACUGUGUCUUUUGAGCAGAGCCUAGAGCAUCAUUCCCCACAAUCCAAAGACCUUUCACUUCCAUCUGCAACCCCCACAGUGUUACAGUUAAUGGAUCAGAGAUCCUUAACACAGUCAGCUGCCCAGUCCGCAGGUGAGGUCAGCCUCCAUGAUUACUGGGCUGAAUACAUCCAGCUAGGGCGGGAAUUUCAAGUGCUAGAGAUGACCAGGGGCGCAGAGAUGAUAUCUUCUUCAAGGUUGGAGGAGCCUAGGAUCCCAGGGAACCAGCAGGAGAUGAUGCAGAGCAACCCCAGCCUCGUCUACGGGAACCAAGGUCAGCAGCCCUUGAAUUCCCAGAUCUCUCUGCUGACUCAGAAUGGAGAAAUCACCACCCUGACACACCCUCUGGCCUUGCAUAUGGUCACUGUCCUCCCUGCCCACCUGCCAUUCCUCAGUCCUGAAUUACGGCACAAGUAUCUGGCCUUCUUGUCAGGGCUGCCUGCUCUCUAUUAUGUGGCUCUCUCCAGGGCCAUGGCCCCGGCAAUCACUACCCAAGCUCUAAUCACAGACAAGGUGCCUGGGCCACUCCAAUUCCUCAUGGAACCUCUGACCCAGGUGACGUCACAUGCAGAGCAGUGUCGAAGUCCUGCGGCACGCUUUCAAGACGCCAAUGAGACUUGUGCAGACUCUGCAGAUGAAUUCCAGGCUGAAGUGCAGGUGGAAGAAAUGAUCGAGACAGCGCCUCUGGAAAGCCAGACGGAGCCUGCGAGCCGUUACUCACUCAAAAAACCCAUCUUGGCCAAACUAAAUUUCCACUUGAGAAAGAAGAUCCUAGAGACACAACUGGGAAUUCCCGUAAGAGCAAAGGCAUCCAGGGAACAAACCCUAGCAAUCCCAGAGAACAUUUCCACACAGAAGUCUCUUGGGAGUGUAAUCAACCCAGGAAAAACACUGCUCCAGAAACUCCCCAUCACAGCAGACACGCCUCAUAUCCCAGAUCCAGAAUGGCUCCAUCUUAAACAACAGCUGGCCAGUGAGUUAAAGGCAGUGCAGAAGAGCCAGAAGCACCCUAGUUCCAGAGAAGUACACCAUGGUUCUGCCCAUGGGGCCUCCAAGAUCUCACAGCCCAGUGGGGACGUGACAGAGGCCCAGGUGCUUUGUGUUCAGCUGGAGGCCAGUGUGAACCUCCCCAGCCUGGUGGAGCCCUGGAGCCCUGAGCCCCAAAGCCCUGGCAAGAGCAAUGACUCAGCCCAAGUCCCCACGCUCGCAGGAAAGAGAGAGGACCCGGGGAAACCCAAAUCGGCAGGGGACCAUGGAGAAGGGGAUGCAGGGUUUGCGUUCUCCUCAACAAGAGAAAAUGGCCACCCUGCCGAAGCCCAGAGGCCAGAAGGGAUGCUUCUGCACAGGACACCCCGCAACCCCUGGCGAUGGAGCCAUAGCUUUCACCUUGAAGCUCCCUGUCCACACAGUCCCGAACGUCGCCCUCAGCUUAAGCCCCCAGAGCUGACUCCAGGAGUCCCUGGGGGGCAGGAUUCUGAGAAGAAUGACCCGCAAGACAGUCAAACCAAGCUCAACAUCUUCCUCAAUCCAGCAGGGACUCCUGAACGUGCACAGCCUGUGGGGCCCCAGGCGUCCCAGAGCCAGCAUUUCCUGGGCCAACUCAUUCAGGGUAAGCCACUGCAGGGCCAAACUUUGCAAGGUCACGUUUUGCAGGGGCAGGUGAUGCCAGUCCAUACUCACAAGAGGCCUGGCCUCCCGGAAUCUGGCUUGAGAAAUAAGAUGAAAUCCUUUCUGCACUGGAUUAACCCCAAGACAAAAGGCAAAGACCACAAGGAAUCCAUGUUCUCUAAAGCUGAGACUGUGGCCAGCACCAGAAAAGAACAUGUAGAAAAGAGCCUGGCUCUGGCCAAAAGUCCCACAGGGCGACCCAAGACACAGAAGACAAGAAGGGACCCGAAUGCCCAAUCUCCCAACACUGAGAAGCAGGUCAGCGUGGCCUUCUGGGAUGGCACCCCUUCCCCAGACAGUAAGCUCCGGCACUGCUCCCACUCCCAUCAACUCCACUCUGUCUCAGUCCUGGGUCACCCCCGCCACUGCCCUCGCCACUGUCCUCGAGUGGCGUGUGCCACUCACCCAGGGAACCCACCCGAAUUCUCAACUCUCCCCUCAGAGGGAAACAUUGGUCUACUCAAGGAGACCCAGCACAAUCAAAAGACACUGUAGGUUCCCCAAUGUCUGCAUCACUUGA
This is a messenger RNA of Ceratotherium simum simum (southern white rhinoceros), 2707 nucleotides long. NCBI's taxonomy places the organism in Eukaryota, Metazoa, Chordata, Mammalia, Perissodactyla, Rhinocerotidae. The record is from RefSeq and is a predicted model, not a curated record.